AUGAAUCAAUGGUUACAUGGCCCGGAGUUUCUUUGGAAGGAAGAGAAAUGUUGGCCCGAACAACCUUCACAGUUACCAGAAUUGUCUGAAGAGGACAAUGAAUGCAGAAAGAACACGACACGAGUGAACGCGAUCGUUCUUGACAAGAUGUUCGGUCCCCUCUUCGUCAAGCAAGGUCGCAGUCAAGUUAAGCGUUAUGGGUGCUUGUUCACGUGCCUGACCAUGAGAGCGGUGCAUAUCGAAGUUGCUCACACGUUAGAAGCAGAUUCCUUUAUCUGUGCGUACCAGCGUUUCGUAAGCCGUCGAGGGAAGCCCAAGGAGAUAUACAGCGACAAUGGCACCAACUUUACUGGCGCUGAGCGAGAACUCAGAGAAGCACUUGAGCGAUUAGACCAAAGUAAGGACUAUAGUCGACUAAGGACGGAUGACGUCCAGUGGUCAUUUAACCCUCCGGAGGCUAGCCAUCAAGGUGGCGUCUGGGAACUGGAGAAGAUACUCAACGAUAGGCCCUUGACUCCCGUCAGUGAUCACCCAGAUGAUCCAGAGACGCUGACGCCCAGUAAACUUCUGCUUCUUAAGUCCAAUUCUUGCCUUCCUUUGGAUGUCUUCACGAGUCACGACAUGUACAGCAAGCAUUGGCGCCAAGCGCAAUGUCUAACAAAUUCAUUCUGGAAGAGAUGGAUGAAAGAAUAUUUACCUACCCUUCAGUCAAGGCAAAAAUGGACCUCUCAGCGUCGUAACUUCGCCGUUGGUGAUCUGGUUCUCGUCGUCGAUGAGAAGUCGCCGAGAGGUCACUGGCCGAUGGGAUUGAUUGAGGAAGUGUUCCCGGACAGCCAUGGCCACAUACGUCAUGUUAAAGUGAGAACGGCCACAUCUACACACGGGACAUCAGGAAGCUGUGUCUCCUCGAAGGAGUCCAGAAUUUAUGACACUAUGAACUCUGUGAAUGAACUGUCAUGA
Pocillopora verrucosa is the source of this 960-nucleotide messenger RNA. The record is from RefSeq and is a predicted model, not a curated record. NCBI's taxonomy places the organism in Eukaryota, Metazoa, Cnidaria, Anthozoa, Scleractinia, Pocilloporidae.